AUGACCACCAGCCCUUCUUCAACACCCCUUGAGAUUGCUGAGGUGUCGCAAGAGUGGUCUCCCAUCAAAAAGCGUAUGUACAAGACUCAGGUCUGUAAGUAUUUCAUUCGUGGUCGCUGCCUUCACGGCCCUCUAUGUGCCUUCGCCCAUUCGGUUGACGAGCUGAAUAGGAAGCCCAACCUCUCGAUGACUAAGUUCUGUGCUAAACCGAAGUGUAGCGAUCCACAGUGCCCUUUUGCUCACUCGUUGAAGGAGUUAAGGCUGGGUCUCGCCGCCACCACUAACGAGGACAAUCCUUCUUCUGCUGAUUUACAAGAUUCCUUCUAUUCAAACUAUUUUGAACAACAACGUAGCAUUUUAUGUCGUAGCCGUGUAGGACGUUGCCGUGUUGUUGAUGAUGAUGGUGAUGGUAGUGGUAGUAGUAGUAAUGGCAGACAAGGCCUAUUGCCAGCCCCUUCUGCAGUGCCCCGUCCCAAAUAUCUCGCGAAGGGGAAGAAGCCGGUCAUAUCAAAGAUUCAGAAUCGCCCUUCUCCUCGGCUCCCGACUGCCACAUCGAGUGUUCUGUGUCCUGCGUCAAGAGUAGACAAUAUCAACGAGAUCAGGGAUCUCGUGAACCAUCUGAAAUUGCUUUCUUAUCUCGAAGAGCACACAGGUGAAGUGCCUACUACCACUUGGGUUUAG
Molecule: messenger RNA, 681 nt
Organism: Perkinsus marinus ATCC 50983
Lineage: Eukaryota; Perkinsozoa; Perkinsida; Perkinsidae
Exons: 1
Coding region: 1-681 (226 amino acids)
Molecular function (GO): metal ion binding
Source: RefSeq, a predicted model, not a curated record